AUGGCUAUUCAAUUAAAGAUUACUCUUUCAUUCAAUCAACCAAAUUUUUCUUCAACAGCCACUUGGAAUUUAAAUGGAAUUACUUUUGCUAAUCGAUCGAUUGUUGGUGGAUAUCUUAUAAAUAUUUUUGUGAGCACAAACAAUACAAUCUAUAGCACUAAUCAAGAAAAGAACACAAUUCUAAUAUGGCAUGAAGAGAGUGUCAGUCCAACAAAGAUCAUUCGCGGUGAUUUUAGAGAUGCCCAUUCUCUCUUUGUGACAUCGAAUGGUGAUAUUUAUAUUGAUGGUGGCGAGGAGACUGGUCGAGUACAGAAAUGGAUAGCAGAAACAAAUAUCUUUGUCACGGUGAUGAAUUUCAACUCAGUAUGUUAUAGUUUGUUUAUCGAUAUCAAUGAUACUCUCUAUUGUUCAAUGUAUGAUCAUCAUCAAGUAGUGAAAAGAUCAUUAAAUGAUUCUUUGGUGACUUCAAAUCGUAUUGCUGCUGGAGCAGGUAAGGACGGACCAGCCUCGAAUCAACUCCACGGUCCUCGUGGGAUCUUUGUCGAUGUCAAUUUGGAUUUAUAUGUCGCAGAUUCUCUAAAUGAUCGAGUUCAGCUAUUUCAGUCAGGGGAAUCAAAUGGCAUCACAGUAGCUGGAAGUGGAUCACAAAAACCAACUAUUAUACUUAUCUGUCCGAUUGCGAUUAUAUUAGAUGCUGAGAAAUAUUCAUUUAUUGUGGACAAUAACAAUCAUCGAAUUGUUGGUUCAGGCUUGAAUGGUUUUCGAUGUUUAUUUGGAUGUUAUGGAGAAGGUUCACAAUCCAAUCAAUUGAAUUAUCCAGCUGGUUUGAGUUUUGAUCGUUCCGGAAACAUAUUUGUUCCUGAUACAUUUAAUCAUCGAAUUCAAAAAUUUUUAUUGAUGAAAGAGUCUUUUGUCUCAAAUCUUUCAUUCAAUCAACCAAAGUUUUGUCUAAAACCCAUUCGGAAUUCCAAUGGAAUCAUCUUUGCUGAUCAAUCAAUUGUUGGUUCGAAUCCUAUCGCCAUUUUUGUAAACAUAAAUAACACAAUCUAUGUCGCUAAUCGAGAUGAGAAUACAAUUCUAAUAUGGCAUGAAGAGAGUGUCAAUCCAACAAAGAUCAUUUCUGAUAAUUUUACUCAACCCUCUUCUCUCUUCGUGACAUCGAAUGGUGAUAUUUAUAUUGAUGAUGGCGAGGAGAAUGGUCGAGUGCAGAAAUGGAUAGCAGAAACAAAUAUCUUUGUCACGGUGAUGAAUGUCAACUCAUCAUGUUAUGGUUUGUUUAUCGAUAUCAAUGAUACUCUCUAUUGUUCAAUGUAUGAUCAUCAUCAAGUAGUGAAAAGAUCAUUAAAUGAUGCUGUGAUGACUUCAAAUCGUGUUGCUGCUGGAACAGGUAUUAAAGGAUCAGACUCGAAUCAACUCCACGGUCCUCGUGGGAUCUUUGUCGAUGCCAAUUUGGGUUUAUAUGUGACAGAUUGUUACAAUAACCGUGUUCAGUUGUUCCAACCGGGAGAAUCAAAUGGUAUCACAAUAGCUGGAAGUACACCAAAAAUUAGACUUGAUUGUCCAAGUGGGAUUAUAUUAGAUGCUGAGAAACAUUUAUUCAUUGUAGAUCAGAAUAAUCAUCGAAUUGUUGGUUCAGACUUAAAUGGUCUUCAAUGUUUAUUUGGAUGUUAUGGAGUGGGUUCGCAAUGUAAUCAAUUAUAUUAUCCAUCUGGUUUGAGUUUUGAUCGUUCCGGAAACAUGUUUGUUACUGAUACAUCAAAUCAUCGAGUUCAAAAAUUUAAAUAUUUAAAAAGACACUGUGUGACGGUGAAUAAAAGUGGUUACUACAAUUUCCGUGGUAUUGGUGCUAUUGAUCCGUAUGGAUCUAUUUACAACAACAAAUUUAAUCCACUCGAUCCAUCAGAGAAUUUGCUCGAUAAAGAUUAUGCCCAUUACUCUGAUAUGCAGUUUAAACUUGAUAUUCAUCUUGAUGUUGACAUAAUCUAUGUAUUGGUUAUGACAACAUUUGAGUCAAAAGACACUGGAGACUUUUCGAUCAAUGUGUCGGGUGAAAAUGAAGUUAUAUUCAAUCGUCUUAGUACUCCAGUGAACAUUCAGUUAAAAUAUCCAUCAAAAUUAACUGAUAAUAGUCCAACAUAUUAUCGAGAUUGUCAAGUACCACAAUGUCAUUAUGAAACAUUACAAAUUCAUGUCAAUACAACGGGUUUGUAUGUUCUUUGGAGUGAAAGUAAUAUUAAUACAUAUGGAUAUAUCUACAAAAAUGAUUUCAAUCCUCUAAAACCAUCUGAAAAUUUACUCCUAUCAUAUGGCGAUCCAAAACAAAGUAGUUGUGUGAUCGGUGAUCAAUGUAACUUUUACAUCAAAGGGAUUGGUUUAACACUCGAUGAUAUUUUACGUGAUGAACUUCAGCCAAACACAAUGUUAAAUAAUCAAUCAUUUUCGAUUAAAUUAAGUGCGGGUUUAACAAUAAUUAUGUUCAUCGCAGGAUUAAUCAAUAGUGUUCUCUCUUUUAUUACAUUUCAACAUAAAGAUUCACAACAAGUUGGAUGUGGAAUGUAUCUAUUAGCAUCAUCGAUUACUUCUCUUUUAGCAAUUAGUAUAUUCAUAAUUAAAUUCUGGUUUGUUGUUCUUACUCAUAUCAAUGUGUCCACUAGUCUCUCUGUUCUUCGUGGAAGUUGUGUAUCUAUUGAACCGAUCCUAAAACUUUUUCUCUACUUGGAUGGUUGGCUUAAUGUUUGUGUAGCAGUUGAACGAGCAGUACUUAUUUUUAAAGGAGUAAAAUUUGAUAAAAAAAAGAGCAAAUUUAUUGCUCGACGAACAAUUCUUAUUUUACCAUUCUGUAUUUUUGGUACUCUUAUUCACGAGCUCGCAUUUCGCAGAUUGUUCGUUUAUGAAACAGGAUUAGAUAAGAUAGAUACGAAUAAGACUAAUGAAGACACAAUCAAACGAUAUGUAUCAUGUAUCACUCAUUAUUCUCCUUCUGUCCAAGAUUACAAUACAGCCGUUCUAUUUUUUCACCUUGUUGGUCCAUUCAUUGUCAAUCUUUUCUCUGCACUAUUUAUUAUCUUUGGAGGUGCUCAUCAACGAUCAAUGGCACGAACUAACCAAAGUUUUAAAGAACAUGUUCAACUACAAUUCAGUGAACAUAAACAAUUAAUCAUUAGUCCAAUAGUUUUACUCGUUUUAUCAAUACCUCGUCUCAUUAUUUCAUUACUUCCUGGUUGUGUGAAAACAUCUGAUAACUUGUGGUUGUAUCUUGGAGCAUAUUUCAUUUCGUUUACUCCUUCGAUGCUAAUUUUUCUUAUCUUUGUCUUUCCAUCGGAAUUGUAUAUGAAAUCGUUUAAACAAUCUAUGAUUCGUAUUCGAAGACGUACUCCUCUUUGA
Molecule: messenger RNA, 3384 nt
Organism: Adineta steineri
Lineage: Eukaryota; Metazoa; Rotifera; Eurotatoria; Adinetida; Adinetidae
Source: the annotation of a GenBank genome assembly